This is a messenger RNA of Sardina pilchardus (European sardine), 1865 nucleotides long. Its product is annotated as forkhead box protein J1-B-like. The record is from RefSeq and is a predicted model, not a curated record. Lineage: Eukaryota; Metazoa; Chordata; Actinopteri; Clupeiformes; Clupeidae. Gene Ontology annotation, molecular function: DNA-binding transcription factor activity; sequence-specific DNA binding. Bases 268 to 1524 code for a protein of 418 amino acids. Gene Ontology annotation, biological process: regulation of DNA-templated transcription. The transcript is spliced from 3 exons.
UGUCUCUCUGAUUGUUUUCCACAGGCGACCGUAGCAGUUUUGUUUGGUUGUUUUCUUGUUCCAGAACAGAAAGAACGAAAUAAUUCAAUACAAGUGCUAGGCUAUCACCAAUAGUUCGGAGACACCAGCCAACCUUUAUUCAAAUAUAACGGGUGAACUGUUACCAAGAACUAAGGCUAGCAUCUUCAAGAAGUUUAGCCACUGAAAAAGUCUACAGGUAGCUAAUAUUAGCUAACGUUUCGAAAACACAAAGUGUGGUGUUUCAGAAUGCCAGUGCAAGGCUGUCAGGACAUGGCUACCAAGUUCAAGAGGAAAUGGAUGAUGCUCCACCAGAAGGAAGAGAGAGCCACCUCAGGACAGGAUGAUAGCCUUACUAGCCUGCAAUGGCUUCAAGGGUUUUCCAUUCCCAGUGCUAACCCAGAGAGUCUCCCUGGCUCCAGAUGUCACCCAGAGAACCUGCUGCACCAACAACUUCAAAGCACAGACUCCUCAGUCAGCCCCACUGCUGCCACUGGUGCUCCACAAGGCUCUGGUUAUCUGACAUCAUCCUCCAUCUCAGUCAGCCCAAGUGGCAACAGCUGUUCACCUCAGCAGGAGGAGACAAGUCAUGGCGAUCAUCACCACUUCACAGGGGCCACCAGCUUGAAUGUUGACUUCAAGACAAAUUCCAAAGUGAAACCUCCUUACUCUUACGCCACACUCAUUUGUAUGGCCAUGCAAGCCAGCAAGAAAGCCAAAUUGACCCUUUCAGCCAUUUACAAUUGGAUCACCGAGAACUUCUGCUAUUACAGGCACUCAGAGCCAAGUUGGCAGAAUUCCAUUCGCCACAAUCUCUCCCUCAACAAGUGUUUUAGGAAGGUGCCAAGGCAGAAAGAUGAACCAGGAAAAGGAGGGUUCUGGCAGAUCGAUCCUCAGUAUGCAGACAUGUUUGUCAAUGGCAUCUUCAGGCGCAAACGAAUAAAUACUUAUCAGACUCUCCCCAAACAGUAUGUCAGGAAACACAAGCAACGUAAUUCUGGCGACGGGCAGAACUGGGCUCAGAAGUCUCCACUUCUGGCGCAGCAGAUGAGGGCGCCUUCAGACGCUUGGGCCUCGGAUGCCUGUGACGAGGAAAGAACGAGGCAGACCUUUGACGACCUGGAACUGAGUGCCGCUCUGCACUCGCUGAGCAAAGAAAUGGAGGAUCUCCAGCCGGGCUGGCACAUUGCGGGCCGCGGGAACUGGUGUGUGGCUGGUUCAGAGCCCCUGCCCCCCAGGUUUGUGGAGGUGAGCGCAGUUGGCGGCACCACCGAGUGUCCAGGUGGUUACCCGCAGCAGAUUCACGGCGUGCACCUGUCCGUCACUCCCCCACAGUACUACGAGGAGCUCACCAUGUUCUCGGAUCAGCAGCCAUACGCCUGGGACUGCCUGCGGGAGGAGGUCCAAGCUGUGCCUGUGUCUGUGGAUAAUGGAGUCGGCGUCUGUGAUGGCUUCUUCUACGAGAUGCAGCCCUGGGACAGGAUGGAGCCUUACCUACAUGUGUAAACUUGAGCCAAUACCACCUUGGAGAGGCCUUUUUGGCACAGGUUUUUGCUUCAUUAAUUGGUUAAGAUACUCAACUAAUCAAUUAAGCAAUUAUCUAGUCAAUUAAUUGGUUAAUGCAUUAAUUAACUGAGCAAUAUGAAAAAGGAACUUAUGAAGUGUGUGAAAUUGGUGAUAUAUAGCCAUGUAUCCUCUUCAGGGAAACAUGAGAGAGCAUCAGAUGACUAUAUGACAGUGAAGAUUUGCAAAGUCCAUUGAGAACCAUUAAGUCCAAAAUUCUAGAUUUUGUGUUUUCAAGAGUGUUUAAAUUGUAUGGUUAGAAGUUUCAGGUUAACAUUUUUUUU